Aspergillus ruber CBS 135680 is the source of this 1725-nucleotide messenger RNA. RefSeq lists its product as uncharacterized. The record is from RefSeq and is a predicted model, not a curated record. The coding region runs from base 1 to 1725 and encodes 574 amino acids. The transcript has 2 exons. NCBI's taxonomy places the organism in Eukaryota, Fungi, Ascomycota, Eurotiomycetes, Eurotiales, Aspergillaceae.
AUGGAGGACGCCCCUUCUUCUCGACAAGCUGAAGUCGAUACCCCCGAAGGCUCUAUUGGGGGCGAUGAAAACCAGGGCCAGACACCUGCCGCGAAGGGCCAGUCGGUCAAAGACCGAAAAUGCCAAUACUGCCAACAAUCCUUUACCUCAUCCUCUCUUGGUCGACACCUCGACCAAUUCCUUUUUAAGAAGAAACCCGACGGUAUACACAAUGUUGAGGAGAUCCGACGUCUUCGAAGUGGUAUCACCCGACGCCAGGCGCGCACCUCGACCGGCAAACGAGACACCCCUGAGCGAAUCACGGCGAAAGGCCAAUCGGAUCUGUACGGCGCUGGAGAGAAUGGUGGGAAAUCACGGGAUGGUCAAGUCCGUAUGAUGUUUAACACGCCAACGUGGCAUGCGACCGGUGUUAUCAAUGAUAUUCCGAAUCCGAACAAUCCCCAGGAUGGCGCUGCGCGGUACACGCCGUCGCAGUCCCGGACGGGGUCUAUAAACUUGCCAGACUAUGCUAGUCGAAAUGCAAGCUCGCAGAAUCCCGAUACUAUGAAGGCAUUGGAAUUGGCCUUGCGAGAGGUCUUGGAUAAUAUUAGAGCUGCAACUUCCAGGAUGCGGCCACGGAUUUCUCCAUUUGAUUUUGAUAUUCAGUCUCAAACGUUUCCAUCGCUUUGCUUACAACUGCUUCCGCCUCCCCCGAGCCUUUUCUCCGCGGCUCCAUUCCCAUCUCCUUCCUUCUUUCCCUUGGAACCUCCGGGAGCUGAGCAUCUGGAGAUCGUUCGACAAGCUCUUCGGGCCAAGAUUGCGCAAUGGCAAUCAGAUCAACUUUCUCCUGAUGCUACGAACAAUUCUCAGCCCGGAAGGUUCGGUAUGGGUAUGGAUUCUAGUAUGAUUGCUCGAGGUGUCCAGCAGCACGAGGAUAUGAGCUUGAGGCAUCUUGAAUUGGCAUAUAAACAUUGGAUGUCGCUUCCCCCGGAGGAGAAAGACAGUGUAUGGAAACUAGAAAUCACCCGCUCAUUCGCCCGGGAAAUGGACAAACGGAAGUCCGUGGACGAACAGUUAGCGCGCGUUCAGCAAGAGGCAAAUCAACUCCGCGCGCAGGUCGAGAGACUCGGUUCCUGUCAAUGGCCAAGAGAGUUUGCUCUCUUCCCACCAGAUACUCUCCCAUUACCACGCGAUAUUGCUCGAGAACUGGACGCAAAGGAAAGCCAUCUCAACCCUCAUUCUCCUCGAUGGGAUUACGAAAACGUGGUGGCCAAGUGGAAACGAGUGGUUAUGCAUGAUCGAAGCAUGGGCCGGGUUGGUGUAGGACUUUCGAACCCCGUCCUCGAUGAAAGCGAGAAUUCUCCGGAGCAGCCCAAACAACAUACGGGCGACGAAUCCAGCCACGGCCGUUCGAAAUCUAUGCAGGGUGCCCGCGCUUCAAGUCCUGAAAAUCAACAAUCUCCCCAACCUGGUGGUCAAUCUGCCUCGUCCAGCCAGUAUCGCUCGCCUUACCUUGAAUCCAGCCGGAGUCCCGUAGCUGGCGGACCACCAGCCAAACGUGCUCGCCUGAUGAACGGAAAUGGCAAUGGAAACGGUCCUGAGGGACCUGCUGCUCCUUCUCCGAAUCAAAGUGGCCCUAGCGCUUCUCACUCUUGGAACUCUCACCACCCACCUCAACCUCUUACGGUGUCUAACCUCGCAACACCCUCUGCCCCAACACCUUCUCCAUCUAAUUCUGGUGCAUAG